AUGCCUCGUCCUGCUCCCAAGCGAAACAGAUUGACGAAAGGCGCCAAAGUCGCUAAAUCCAACUCCACCGAGGAGCCCGAUCAGACCGAUUCCAAUGCUGCCAAAUCACCACCUGCAGAGAGCGCAGAGAGCGCGCCUGAGGAUCCUCGACGCACCCUCCGAAGCCAAACACCCUUGACCCAGCGAAAUGAUAAUGCGAUCGAGUCCUCACCUACUGGUGAACGGCCAGGUACGGGCAGUCGCCCUGGAACAGCCAGUCGGCCCCCGACACGAUCUCGUGGUUACUCUUCGACACUAUCCUUUGCGGGGCGUAAAGGCGACACCAGCUCGCGCAUUCCUGGUACACCUGGUUUCGAGAGCUCAGUUCUCAGCAACUUUCGGCGACGCCCGCGACAGCAGAGUAUCCUGCAUCAUCUGCAAGCGGAGGAUGAUUCAUUAGAGUUGGACGACGACGAUUUCCUAGGCGGUCUCAGCCCCGAGGAUGAAUCUACACCGUUGCAUCUUUCUCGCGGCAAGUCGCUUUUGAUCCAACAAGAUAAUCAGUCACAAUCGCCGUCAGAAUCUCCACCUUCGUCCGCCGGGUCGCGCAAGCGCAAGCGUGCCGAGGAAAUCCAAGUCCCUCAAUCGCCUUCCGUGGUGAUUACAAACAGAGUCGUCGAUACCAUCGAGGACACCCCCAACCCUACCCCUGCUCUUCGUGAGCAAACUCCCGAUGAGUCCGAUGAAACCCCUCGGCCCUUGCGACUCGCGGAUAUCUUGAGCCAAACGAUGCUUCCCCCUACCAGCAGUCCCAUGAGCUCCAUCGCGACGGGUCCUGGGUCACCCAGCGUCAGUUCGCAGCUGGGUCGGGCAGGCAAAAAGUCCAAAAUCCCAGCACACUUGUCCACUGCCAUAUUGCAAGAAAGACUGCUUCCACGGCGACGACAGCGUCAGCGCAGAGGCCAACCUGCGGGCGAGUUUGAUCUCCCUAGUGAUGAGAGUGACGAUGGCAUGCACGAUGCAGCUUCUGGCGAUGAGGAUGAGCUGGGCUACCUACCAGUACGACGAUCAAGGCGGAGGGGAACUUCGACCAAGCCCAAGCCUCUGGGCAAUGCUCAAGAUAAGUCCAAACUCAACAACCAGACGCGAAGGAUAAGUCGGUCCAAGUCUGCGCCACCUGCGAAACCGGCGGAGGCCUCAAAGCGGACGAGACGGUCGCGAUCGCGCCGAAGUGGAGAUAUCGACAAGGAGAACGAGCAGCACUUGUCAUCACCAUCGUCUUCACCUCUGUCCUCUCCGCCCGAUUCAGAAGCAUCCGAGUCCGAAGCAGAAGUGCAACCACGUCGGUUCAUGAGCGAAGAAUUACGCGCUGCUGCAGCGAAGUUUGCCGAGAUCGAUAAAUGGGAGAUGGAGUUUGAAGAUGUCUCUGCAUCGGAAGUAUAA
Penicillium daleae is the source of this 1422-nucleotide messenger RNA. RefSeq lists its product as uncharacterized. Bases 1 to 1422 code for a protein of 473 amino acids. The transcript has a single exon. The record is from RefSeq and is a predicted model, not a curated record. Lineage: Eukaryota; Fungi; Ascomycota; Eurotiomycetes; Eurotiales; Aspergillaceae.